Messenger RNA from Penicillium angulare, 381 nucleotides. RefSeq lists its product as uncharacterized. The record is from RefSeq and is a predicted model, not a curated record. The transcript is spliced from 2 exons. Bases 1 to 381 code for a protein of 126 amino acids. NCBI's taxonomy places the organism in Eukaryota, Fungi, Ascomycota, Eurotiomycetes, Eurotiales, Aspergillaceae.
AUGGAUACAGCAGACGUUCUUCGAAUGCUAGCAAGGCUUGAUACGAGAACACUUCGAGCCGAACGAGCUCAGGCCAAGCUGGAAGAAAGUCUGGCGACUGCAGAGCAGACGUUGAAGCAAACGACCCUGGAACUAGACCAGGUCGCCCGGCUAGCGGAAAUCUUUUACGAAAGUAGUCAUAAGCUAGGAAAUAUGGUGGACCACUUGCUAAAGGAACGCGGGGUGUUGCAGAAUGGCCAGCAGCCGGAGUCAUUGAAAGCCAUAUUGGAUGUUGUCCAAAAGGAGAUAGAUGAAAAUGCCGAAAAGGGACCCGAUAGCAACGAUACUAGGAGUGAACCUACACCUCCUAGCGAUUCUGCAGAUCAGCAGGGGCCAGAGUAA